This is a messenger RNA of Ornithodoros turicata, 3327 nucleotides long. RefSeq lists its product as uncharacterized. Gene Ontology annotation, molecular function: nucleic acid binding. Bases 1 to 3327 code for a protein of 1108 amino acids. Lineage: Eukaryota; Metazoa; Arthropoda; Arachnida; Ixodida; Argasidae. The record is from RefSeq and is a predicted model, not a curated record. Gene Ontology annotation, biological process: DNA integration. The transcript has a single exon.
AUGUUCCUUCGAAAUGCCGAUACCUCGACGCUGUAUGCCUCCACUGCAACAAGAAGGGUCAUAUACGUCCCGCCUGCAGAAAUCUUGCAGCAAACAAGGUCGUCCACUGAAGCUAAAACGAAGCAAACAAAAAAGAAGGACACUACAAAUGCUUCAAAGGCUGAAAAUGUUGGAACCAUUCGCCAGGGUAUUGACUCAGAGCUACUUGCGCACGUCACUGGUGGUGGAUGCGAGCCCAUUUGGUUAAAACCAGAAAUUGAGGGCCAUCUAAUUCCAAUGGAAAUGGACACAGGGUCAAAGUAUACUAUUGUACCCCAAGUUGUCUACUCGAAGCAUUUCAGCCACAUUCCACUGGAACCUACCUCCAUUAAAUUUCGAACUGUGACAAGUGAAUGCUUCGUACCUGAUGGCGUAGCCACAGUUCAAGUAAAAUUUCGAGAGAAAUGUUCAAGGCUCCAACUCUAUGUUGCAAGAACCCCAGGACCAGCACUGUUUGGCCGAGAGUGGAUUCAAGAAUUCAAGUUGCUUGAAGAAACAAAUGGAAUCUUCAAGACGUCGACUGCAACAAAAGCUUCUCAAGAAGAAGUCGAAAAUAAGCUGAACCAGAUUCUAGAAACUCACAAGGUCGUAUCUGAAAACUCCAUCGGGAAGUUGAAUGGAAUCAAGGCAACCUUAAACUUGAAGGAAAAUGUUCAGCCCAAGUUCUUUCGUGCUCGUCAAGUUCCAUACGCACUCAAGGAAAAAGUCUUUGCCGAAUUGGACCGACUAGAAUCGGAAGGUAUUCUGACCAAAGUCAAUGUCAGUGAAUGGGCUACUCCCAUAGUUCCUGUAGUAAAGCCCAAUGGGACAGUCAGGAUAUGUGGAGAUUUCAAGAGCACCAUCAAUCAACACUUAGUCGUGGAUCAGUAUCCUCUACCACUGGUUGAGGACAUUUUCGCGAAGUUAUCUGGUGGUCAGAAAUAUACAAAAAUUGACCUCCGGCAAGCAUUCCUUCAAAUGGAAGUGGAUGAGAAGUCCAAGCAUUUGCUAACUAUCAAUACAGAAAAGGGACUCUUCCGGUAUAACAGGAUGGUGUUUGGUAUUGCUCCCGCACCUGCGAUCUGGCAACGCACCAUCGAACAAGUUCUACAGGGUGUUCCUAUGACACAUGCAACCCAAGACGACAUAUUAGUGAGUGGUACUACUGAAGAGGAUCAUCUCGAAAAUCUUUCGGAAGUCCUCAAGCGCCUGGAAUCGUUUGGACUAAAAGCAAACCUGCAGAAGUGCUCCUUCUUCCAGGACAGCAUUGUGUACUGCGGAUACAAGAUCAGCAGCGAAGGUCAGCUGCAUUCCUUUCUUGGGCUAAUCAACUACUACGGAAAAUUUAUUCCGGACAGCGCAAAUCUUUUGCGACCUUUGCACGCACUUUUGGAAAAAUCUGCAAAGUGGAAAUCGACAAAAGACUGCAAAGUAGCCUUCCAAAAAGCUAAAAAAAUAAUUGCGUCUGACACAGUCCUUGUCCACUACAAUCCGCAGCUACCACUCCGUCUCGCUUGUGAUGCCGGACCACAUGGUCUCGGCGUAGUUCUUUCUCACGAAAUGCCUGAUGGGACAGAAAGGCCAAUCGCAUUUUCCUCGAGAACUCUUAAAACGGCAGAAAAGAACUACUCACAAAUUGACAAAGAGGCCCUAGCCAUUGUCUGGGGAGUACAGAAGUUCUACGCUUAUUUAUAUGGCCGACAUUUCAGACUUAUAACGGACCAUCAACCGUUGACGCAUAUCUUCUCGCCAAUGAAGGGUAUACCUGCAAUGCAAGCAGCACGUCUCCAACGCUAUGCUCUCUUUCUCUCCGCCAUGGACUACGACAUGGUCUAUAAGAGGUCGGAAGACAACGGCAAUGCUGACAGUUUGUCACGGUUACCUCUACCAGAUGUUCCACCGGAGGGCCCAGAUGAAGCUGAGCUUUACCAUUUAAGCCAAUUUGAGCAACUUCCUGUUACUCAUUCACAACUGCGAGACGCAACCCGACGAGAUGUUAUUCUGUCCAAGAUAUAUUGGAAUGUCAUGAAUGGCUGGGACAGUUCUAACUCGGACGAAGAUCUUGUGCCUUACAUCCGACGCAAAGAUGAACUAUCUGUGCAACAAGGAGUUCUAACAUGGGGCACUCGCACCGUCAUUCCCGCGAAACUCGUACAGUCAAUUCUUGACGAGCUUCACCGUGGUCACAUGGGAAUCGUUAAAAUGAAAGCUUUGGCACGAUCCUACGUAUGGUGGCCAAACAUCGAUCGUGACAUCGAAGCUGUUGCGAGGAAUUGCGAAGGUUGUCUGAAGAACCAAAAUGAGCCACCUAAGGCUCCAUAUCAUCCGUGGGAAAUUCCUAACGGACCAUGGAAACGAGUCCAUUUGGACUUCGCCGGGCCAUUCCAAGACAAAAUGUUCCUGGUAGUUGUGGACGCCUUCUCCAAAUGGCCUGAAGUAAUCGUCAUGAGCUCUACUACUGCUUCUUACACUGUAGAUGUCCUACGGACGAUCUUUGCCAGAAACGGCAUACCCGAACGUAUCGUCACUGACAAUGGACCACAGUUCACAUCAAGCGUGUUCAUGGAGUUCAUGAGGAACAAUGGAAUUCAACAUUCCUUGACAGCACCAUACCACCCAGCAACCAAUGGACUUGCUGAGCGUUUUGUCCAGACACUCAAAUCAAGCCUGAAAUCUAUGCAGGGGGAAGGGAGUAUCCACGAGAAUCUCGCAAAGUUCCUUAUUGCAUAUCGCACUUGCCCCCACACAACGACUGGGGAAACUCCAUCAAAACUCUUCCUGGGACGCGAAAUUCGCACCCGCCUGUCACUUAUCAGGACAAGUGUUCAAGACAGUAUACGAGACAAGCAAGAUAAAUUGUUCGAGCGGAACCAUGGAAGAGAACGUUACUUUGAACCGGGACAACAUGUUUCUGUUCGUGACUACAGAGGAACCGAUAAGUGGACCACUGGUCUUGUCCUCAGACGCCACGGACCAUUGUCCUAUGAAGUAAAGGUUGGUGACAAAGUCUGGCGCCGGCACAUCGACCAGCUGAAACCGGGUGCCUGCGAACGUCAAAACGCUCGAGAAGAAAACCGCGGACCAACUUCAAAUGACUCUGCUGUUCCAGAGCCCAUGGUAGCGGAUCGACCACACCAACCAGAAGCAGAAGAUACUCCUCCGAGCGAGUUGCACACGACUCCUGAGAAUGUGCACGCUCCGAAUACAGCAGUCCCUGAUCUAGGAAAUGGGAAUGCACAAGUCGCAAAGACGCCCCGUCCCCAACGAAAAAGAAGACCUCCGGAAAGGCUGAUUGUGGGACUGGACUAA